AUGUUUUAUGAUAACCUCGACUGUCAAAUAUCUUCCGGAUCUCUUCAGCUCGUGCCCACGGCAACGCGUAUAGACUUCAACGACACCCCGCUGAAGUCAUGCUAUGGUGAACCCAACAAUUACUACGCCCUGGUGAUCGAUGACUGCUUUACAGCUUCCGAAUGCGCCGACCUUAUUGGACUUGCAGACUCAGACUGGAAAGCUGCAGCGCCAAACACAAAUCGUAGGGACUGUUCUCGAAUCAUCAAAGAAGAUGUUGUGGCUGCGAAGCGUAUCUAUGACAGGGUUAAGCCAUUUUUGGAGGAAGUCACCGAGAUCGGACCGGGCAGCAAUUGGGAGAACAUUCCAGGGAAAAUGAAGACGGGACAGAGUAAGGGUAGAUGGAGGAUGACCAGACUUAACGAACGCCUCCGAUUUUUGAAGUAUGGCGAAGGACAGAAGUUCACGCAACAUUGCGACGCACUGUACACCACCCCCGACAAAUCUUUAAAGUCGCUUCUGACACUCCAUCUUUACCUCAAUGAUUCAUCUGAAGGUAGCGAAGACCCUGCUGACCCAACGGCUUCCCCAAAAGAGAUAAAAAGAGGGGGAGCAACACGGUUUUGGAACCCAGAGAGAACCGAAUUUGUAGAUGUCGAGCCAAAGAGAGGCAGGGUUUUGAUAUUUCAACAGAGAAUGCUAUGGCACAGCGGCGAGGAGGUUUUAGAAGGGGUUAAGAUGACUAUGAGAAGUGAUUUGAUGUUUGAAUGGGCUCAAUUUGAGAAAGGAGAACGCUAG
Morchella importuna is the source of this 777-nucleotide messenger RNA. RefSeq lists its product as uncharacterized. The record is from RefSeq and is a predicted model, not a curated record. The transcript has 2 exons. Gene Ontology annotation, biological process: peptidyl-proline hydroxylation to 4-hydroxy-L-proline. The coding region runs from base 1 to 777 and encodes 258 amino acids. Gene Ontology annotation, cellular component: endoplasmic reticulum. Lineage: Eukaryota; Fungi; Ascomycota; Pezizomycetes; Pezizales; Morchellaceae. Gene Ontology annotation, molecular function: iron ion binding; procollagen-proline 4-dioxygenase activity; L-ascorbic acid binding.